CUGCUGAUCUUCUGCAGAACUUCACUCGUUUGAUCAAACCCCAUCAAGGCAUCUACCAUGGCACCCAGGCCCCCAGGGAUCCUUCUUUUAUGCCUUACUCACGAAGACUCCCUCAAAGACACCUAUGCACCCCUUUUGAAGCGCCUGGACGAAUUGGCUCCCCUGCAGCGGGCCAAAACGGUGGAGGAAGCAAUCCGCUGGCUUGAAGCGAAACCCAUGGCGGUCAUCGUCACCGACGGAGGGGUCACUCUACCCGCAAACCGCCCCGCCCUGGAGAAAUUAAGAUCCUACGUCCGCGGCGGUGGGUUGGCUAUUUUCGGCCUAUUGUUCCCCAGCUUGACGCCUCUGAACCGGUUCAACGGUUUCUUUCGGCGGAAUUUCAAUCUGCCGUGGGAGUCGGGGGAUAACAACCGAUGUGACUUCGAUUACAAUGACAUGUGUUACCUGCCAACCGGGACCGUAUCCGACUCGUUACCUAGAUCAUACAGCAUGAAGGCACUUCAGAUUAAAGAUGCUCGCAGUUACGAGAAGAUCUUCAUUUCUGUGAGAGACUUUGUGACCGAUACGCUUUCCUCCCCGGGAGAAUUGAUCGACCGGGCACAAGCGGCAGUGGUGGGGGGGAGGAUGGGCCAUGGAUACGUGGUUUAUUUGGGGGAUGUCAACCAGGAAAAGGAGUCGGAUGAAGUCAUUCUCACUCUUUGUGAUCGUUGA
Molecule: messenger RNA, 711 nt
Organism: Aspergillus ibericus CBS 121593
Lineage: Eukaryota; Fungi; Ascomycota; Eurotiomycetes; Eurotiales; Aspergillaceae
Exons: 1
Coding region: 58-711 (217 amino acids)
Source: RefSeq, a predicted model, not a curated record